Molecule: messenger RNA, 3248 nt
Organism: Kogia breviceps (pygmy sperm whale)
Lineage: Eukaryota; Metazoa; Chordata; Mammalia; Artiodactyla; Physeteridae
Gene: ZNF565
Product: zinc finger protein 565
Biological process (GO): regulation of DNA-templated transcription
Source: RefSeq, a predicted model, not a curated record
GUUAAUUUUAUUAAGUGUGAUAGUGAUAUUCUGGUUAUUAUACCUUUUUUAAAAAGUCUAAUCUGUUAGAUACUAAAGUAUUUGUGGGUGAAAUACCAUAAUGUUUGGUAUGUGGGAUUUGCCUCAAAAUAUACCAGGGGUAAAAAAUGGAAAGGAAGACCUAAAACAAGAUUUGCAUGGUCUUGUUAAGUUACUGAAGCAGAGUGAUGGAUUCAUGGGGGCUCAUUAUACUAUUCUCUGUACUUUUGUGUAUUUUGAAAAUUUUUGUAAUCAAUUUAAAAAAUAAAAGUCAAUUCAUUUACUAGUAGUGCAUGGGUUUAUUGUUUCAGGGAUUGGUGACAUUUAGGGAUGUGGCCAUAGAGUUCUCUCAGGAAGAAUGGAAGUGCCUGGAACCUGCCCAGAAGGACUUGUACAAGGAUGUAACUUUGGAGAACUUCAGUAACUUGGUCUCACUAGGACUUUCCCUUUCUAAGCCCGAUGUCAUCUCCUUACUGGAGCAAGGGAAAGAACCCUGGAUGGUUGUAAAUGAUAUGACAGGACCACGGUGCCCAGACUUGGAGUCCAGGUGUCAUAAAUUUCUACAAAAAGAUAUCUUUGAAGUAGAGUCAUUCGAUUGGGAGCUGAUGGAAAGCCUUACAUGCUGUGCUUUUGAGGGCUCCAGUUUUAGAGAUGACUGGGCAUACAAAGGCCAGUUUGAAAAACAAGUAAAUCAUGAGUGCUCUUUCAAGCAAGUGAAAAUCACCUAUGGAAACAUGCCCACUUUUGAGCAUCAUACAUCCCUCACCCUACAUCCCAGCAAUGAGACUGGUGAGAAACUGAUUGAAUGUAAUGAAUGUGGGAAAGCAUUUAGCCGUGGCUCACACCUUAUUCAACAUCAGAAAACUCAUACGGGUGAAAAGCCCUUUGAAUGUAAGGAAUGUGGGAAAGCCUUCAGUCGUACCUCACACCUUGUUCAACAUCAGAGAAUUCAUACAGGUGAGAAACCUUAUGACUGUAAGGAGUGUGGGAAGGCCUUUGGUCGUACUUCAGAACUUAUUCUACAUCAGAGACUUCAUACUGGUGUCAAACCCUAUGAAUGUAAAGAAUGUGGAAAGACCUUUAGACAGCACUCACAACUUAUUCUGCAUCAUAGAACUCAUACAGGUGAGAAACCCUACGUAUGCAAAGACUGUGGCAAGGCUUUUAUUCGCGGCUCACAACUUACUGUUCAUCGGAGAAUUCAUACAGGUGCUAGACCCUAUCAGUGUAAAGAAUGUGGGAAAGCCUUUAGACAGCAUUCACAGCUUACUGUACAUCAGAGGAUUCAUACUGGGGAGAAACCCUAUGAAUGUAAGGAGUGUGGCAAGGGCUUUAUUCAUAGCUCAGAAGUUACUCGACAUCAAAGAAUUCAUUCUGGGGAGAAACCCUAUGAAUGUAAAGAAUGCGGGAAGGCCUUUAGACAGCACGCACAGCUUACACGACAUCAGAGAGUUCAUACAGGUGACAGACCCUAUGAGUGUAAAGAUUGUGGGAAGGCCUUUAGUCGUAGUUCGUACCUUAUUCAGCAUCAAAGAAUUCAUACAGGUGACAAACCCUACGAAUGUAAGGAAUGUGGGAAAGCCUUUAUUCGUGUUUCACAACUGACUCAUCAUCAGCGGAUUCACACUUGUGAGAAACCCUAUCAAUGCAGGGAAUGUGGAAUGGCCUUUAUUCGUAGUUCACAGCUUACUGAACAUCAGAGAAUUCAUCCUGGCAUCAAACCUUAUGAAUGUAGAGAAUGUGGGCAGGCCUUUAUUCUUGGCUCACAGCUCAUUGAACACUACAGAAUUCAUACUGGCUAGAAAGCCUUGAUGUUAGGGAUGUAGGAAAGCCUUUAUAUGGAAUUCUUGCCUGACUCAAUAUUAGAUAAUGCAUAAUGUAAUGUAAUUAUUGUCAGAGAACCUUCAUUUGUCACCUCCAUUAUGGAACAUCAGGUAACUCAUACCAGAAGAAAAUUGAAUAAACAUGGGAAUUCUUUUUGCCUCACACUCACUGUUUACUAAGCAUCAGAGAUCUUACACUGAAAAAAAAUUAAUAUGAAUAUAGGAGAGCCUCCUGUUACCACUCAAAAUAUGUUAAACUUCUGAGAAUUCCUAAUAGAAAAUGACCCUAUUAAAACAUUUUGUGACUGUGCCUUUCGCCAUAUACCUUACUUAACAUUAUCUCACUUACAGCAAUUACUGACUGUAUAACAUUGGGCAAAUUAAUCAAUGUCUGUGUUCCUCAGUUUACUUAUUUUUAAGCAGUGAUAAUUAUAUGUACCUAAUAGAGUUUCUGUGAAGAUUGUCAGAUGUUUUAUAUAAAGCCUAUGCUCAAUAAAUACUAUUGUCAUUAAUUAAUAACAGCAUUACUGUUAAGGAGUUCAUGUGAGAGGAGGGCCUUAUGAAUGUAUCAAAUAUCCAAAGCCUUCAAAACCACUUGUUAGGAUAAUUCAUUCUGAAAAACAGUAGUAAUGUAUAGUUAUCAUGAGAAGAUCUUCAUUUAAAACGUUGUAAAUUUUGAAGAGUAGAAAUUAACAGAAGAGCAGCCAAAAGAAAUCUGCCCAUUUAGGAAUCCAAAACCACCUCCAAGAAUAACUUCAAGAGAAUCAAACUAAAAUUACAAACUAGAAAUGAAUGGCAGUGAAUUCUGCAUAUCAAAACCAGUUCAGUGUAACUAAAGCUGUACUCCUGUCAGAACCCAAGGAUUAAAGGUAGGGGCUUUGGAACUUCCCUGGUGGCACGGUGGUUAGGAGUCCACCUGCCAAUACAGGGGAUACAGGUUCGAGCCCUGGUCCGGGAAGAUCCCACGUGCCGUGGAGCAACUAAGCCCAUGCGCCACAACUACUGAGCCUGCGCUCUAGAGCCCACGUGCCACGACUACUGAGGCCACGUGCUGCAACAACUGAAGCCCACGCACCUAGAGCCUAUGCUCUGCAACAAGAGAAGGCACCGCAAUGAGAAGCCCACACACUGCAACGAAGAGUAGCCCCCAAUCACCACAACUAGCAAACGCCCCACAUGCAGCAGUGAAGACCCAACUCAUCCAAAGAUGAAUAAAUAAAUUAAUUAAAAAAAAUUUUUUUUAAAGGUAGGGGCUUUGUUCUCUAAGUAGAUCUCCAGCACCUACUCAUUGCCAGUCACAUACUAAACGCAUUAAAUGAAUGGUCAACCCUAAAAGUUAGGGGAAAUUACCACAUAAACCCAAGUCAACAGUAAGAACGAUUAUUAAAAAUAAAAGAAAAAAAUGGG